CUGCGGUGCAGGUUGUAUUCUAUGUCAUGGAACAGACCUCAUCAGGUCAUGAUGUUGACACGAUGCUCCGGUUACUCAUGCAGUGCUCAGUGCUUUCCAGUUCCUGAAAGCCUCUUCGAGGAAGCUACUGUGCAACCUUAUGUUCACAACUGCUUUGUCACCGUGCAUGAAGGGAGACACACCUAUCAAUUCUGCAUAUUCUUCAAGCGGCAUCUUCAUCUCAGAGCCAAC
This is a messenger RNA of Suillus paluster, 231 nucleotides long. RefSeq lists its product as uncharacterized. The annotation marks the transcript as partial. The transcript has a single exon. Lineage: Eukaryota; Fungi; Basidiomycota; Agaricomycetes; Boletales; Suillaceae. The record is from RefSeq and is a predicted model, not a curated record.